Molecule: messenger RNA, 3364 nt
Organism: Platichthys flesus (European flounder)
Lineage: Eukaryota; Metazoa; Chordata; Actinopteri; Pleuronectiformes; Pleuronectidae
Product: amphoterin-induced protein 2-like
Exons: 2
Coding region: 189-1703 (504 amino acids)
Molecular function (GO): protein binding
Source: RefSeq, a predicted model, not a curated record
CGCGAAGUUGCGUUUCGGAUUUUUGGGAUUCACCAGCGGGACGUGGUUCCGCGUCUGGACGUGGAGACGAUGUUGUGAAGAGGCAGCGGUGUGGGCGCGGAGCUGUCAAUUAUCGGAUGCUUUUAAACCUGAAAUGUGUACACCCAGUGAGACCGUGACCUGAGAGCCCACCCUGAGGGAAGACCAGGAUGCGCCCUAUUGCGUCACAGCUUUUAGCCCAGACCAAUGUUGGAGGCCGCCAUUGCAACCCUCCUAAUGCAGCCUUGCUGCUCCUCCUGUGUAUUGGCUUCCCUCCCUCUGUGGCUGUUUGCCCACUUGAUUGCAUUUGUGCCAGUGAUAUAAUUUCCUGCAGCGGCCGCAAUCUGUCCACGACGCCCUUUGAUCUACCAAGUUAUGCCACACGGUUGGACCUGAGCCACAAUGUUAUCACUACCCUGCCAACAGAUUGGAUUCCCCAUCAAUUUGCAAGACUUGCUACACUGGUUCUCAGCCGAAACGCCAUAAGCCAAAUUGAGGUAAAUGCUUUCAAUGUCACGCCACAUCUCCUGCACUUGGACCUCUCAUCCAACCAAAUAACAGUGCUUAACUUCUCCCUCUUCACUGGGUUGAAUGACCUGAAAGAGCUCCUGCUGUAUGACAACCAGAUCGUCCUGACCAACCAAGGGGCUUUCAGAGAUCUUCACAGCCUGCAGAGGCUCUACCUCGCAGGGAACAGACUGAAGACUUUCCCCUUUGGGUUGUACUUUGAACCUGGAGGGCCCCGUAACCUGACCUUUCUUGAUCUGUCCUACAACAGGCUCUCUAAGGUGCCUGUCCAGAGUCUGCUGUCUCUAACCCAACAAGGUAGCAUUUAUUUGCAGGAAAACCCUUUGGUCUGUGACUGUGCUUUACUCGCCUUACUUGAGUACUGGAUGUGGAAACAGUACCACCCCCUGAUGGACUUCAGAGAUGGAUACCCAUGCAGGGAUAAUUCUGGAUCAGGGCCUAUUUGUAACCAGCAGGGAGUGUCAAACAUGCCCCUUGAGUCGCAGACUUACCAAGAAGAGCCUGGUAAAUGGCUGAGAGUGCCAUGUCCAGGGUUGGCAUCUUCAACCCAGGAGGGCCUUGUGGUGUUCUGGGUUACCCCAAUGACUGUAUUGAAUUCAUCAACAAAUGAUCCAAGUGCCCAUUUAAUAGUUCUCCCCAAUGGCACCCUGGAAAUCCAAGGAGCACUCUUGGAGGAUUCUGGCACAUAUGGGUGUGUGGUAGCCCGCCAGCGCCACUAUGACCCCUACGAGUCUGUUGAGGUCAAGGUUGUGGUCGGAAACUUGAGCACUGCCUCUGCAAGUGGCUUGACCCAUCGCAGUAGCACAGAGCAUUUCAACACUGCGUUCACCACCCUUGCUUCCUGUGUGGUCAGCAUCAUAUUGGUGCUGCUUUACCUCUACCUCACCCCCUGUAGGUGCAGAGAAAGCCGGGGUGGAUCGAGAGGGUGCGGCGGGCGAGCCAUCCUCCUCUGUUCAGACCCCAGAGAGGCAGAGUCAGGGGAGCGGCGGUCAAAUGGAAAGAGGGUGGCUUUCUUAGAGCCGCAAGCAGAGGACUUGGAUAUUGGCGGCUCCAAAACACCAGCAAUGAACUUGGGACAUGUUACCACUGAGGGAAUUCUAAAGAAUGGAAGUAGGACAGUUGGACAGACCCCCAUAGAUCCUGCUCAAAUAGCGUAGCAGGAAAAUUACAUUUUACACUCAUGUAUUCCUAUAGUCUGAACCACAAUGCUUUUUUUUUCAAAGUCUUGGUUCAGUACAAGGUGAAAACAUCCAUUUAAUGUAAACUAGAUUACUGUGAUUCUUGUGAAGUACUUUUCCACUGUAGGGUUUGUUGUUCUGAAGCAGACUGUACAGUCCUUCUGUAAGGGCAGAAUAUCAAUCUUGUCUCAGCUGUGCUGUAAGUGGUCUGUUUUUCAUUCUGUUCAUAUGGAAAUUGUGCAGCUACCAAGAGGAAAUUGUCACUGCAAAGAUCAGAAAGAUCAUAAAAAUGUGGGAGGAUUUUUAAAUUGGGCAGAGAGGAAUAUUCACACCUGAUUUGAUAAACUGCAGGAGGCAUUGAUGGCUUCUGUACAGUAUGUGCAUUGUGAAUGUUGCUGUCACAAAGAACCUUGUUAUAUUCAAUCCGUUUAUCUCUUCCUGUGGAGCAUAUCAUUUCAACAUGGCAGCCGUAUAUAUGUGAAAUUAUCUGAGCUUUGUCAGGUCAAAAUUUACCUGCUAAUAUAACAAUGUGAAAGUCCAAUUUUUAUGUUUUGACAGUGUCACUUUUUGUGAUCUCAUCUCUGUACAGUACUACAUUGGAUGGGUGAAAGUCAUGAAGAUGUGAUUGAAGGGUAGACUUUCAGCUUAAAUUUAACAAAACUAUAGCAUUAAUUGCUCAGGAAUUAGGGCCAUUUUUAUACAUUGUCUUUCCAAAUGCACAGUCUCACAAGUAACCCAUUAAAGGACAAGUUGUAUUCUUAUUGAAUUAAAGCUGAAAGUCUACCCUUCAUUCACAUCUUUAUGGAUUGGUCUAAAAUGCAAUUGGAAAUGAACUGUCCAAAUAAAAUACUCAAAGACAAAGUAGUUGCUCAUUGCACUACUAUUUGGCGGUAAGAAAGUAAGAAAACAGACAGAUAAACAGAUUUGUUUUUAGUCUUUUUUUUUACUAAAAAUGGGUCAUUUGAAAAGGGGUCAUUUGGAAAACUAGGACACAUGUUGCUCAUACUGUUGUGAGACCACAUAAAGUCCCAGUCCUCUCCAUUACAUUAAGUAGAGACUAAUUCAAUCUGCAUGGCUGGAUAACCACUUGAAUUAGAGAUUUCUUUCUCAUUAUUUUGGUGGACUGUCACAUUUAAUCUAAUGACUUAGCAUGGACCUUUAGCUUGACAAAUGAAAAAAGUAAAAGUAUCAAAAUAUGUCACAAAGGAAUACUUCUUACAAUGUCUGUAAAUAAAGAGACAGCAUCCUUCAUGCUUGUCAACCUGUUCCCUUGCUUGCUGUUAAAAUUGGACCUCCCCGCUUAACCUCCACAUUGCGGAGUUGGGGCUCCGCCGUGAAGCCCCAGUCAGCCCAGGUCAGUGGCACAGAAAUCAGAGGGAGGUAUGCGAGCUCUCCCCAAGCCCAUCGUGAUCUACAUUCCUUAGUCCUCCUUGUCAGUUUGUAUAGGUGUGGAGUCAUUUCCAAUGUGCCAAGGGUCUUGUUGUAGUUUCCUCGGCUGUACAUGUACACACUCUCCACUUUUAAUAUUUGUUGUUCUGUUAGACACAGGAUGCAUUUUAAGUAGAAGCAGUGAAAGUAUCACUUUGUCAAGACUACAAUGACUGAUAUUUGUAGGGAUGAAAUAAACAGUUUAAAUUUUG